Molecule: messenger RNA, 1248 nt
Organism: Arxiozyma heterogenica
Lineage: Eukaryota; Fungi; Ascomycota; Saccharomycetes; Saccharomycetales; Saccharomycetaceae
Exons: 1
Coding region: 1-1248 (415 amino acids)
Source: RefSeq, a predicted model, not a curated record
AUGAAAGGUCUUGUCUUCAAUAAUCCUAUAGAAGGUGAAGGUGAAGUCACUGGUACUAAAGGGGCUAUAAUUUUUUUUAAUACGGACAUAAUUGGGAGACAAACGUUCAGUGUCAACGAGAAUAUGUAUAUUAUUAAUCCAAAAGUUGUACCAAGUUCGUUUAAAGUUGUGAAUAUUAUCGGAUCAGAUUUUGUUUUCUUGGAUAUAGACUUUCAGACAUGGAGCUCCAAAAAUACGGGCACGUUGAAGAACAUUGGGCAGCUUAAUUAUGCACUAUAUGGUCACCGUUACUGGUUAAAUCGAAUUUGUACAUUUAGCUGGACACAAACGUAUGUGAGUAAUAUUCGUAUUAUUACUUCUGAUCCUCUUUAUAAAUUCAAUGGUACUUCUAUAUUUGUGAGUGGACAUGAAGAUCAAGAGUGUUCAUCACUAUCUGAACCAAUUACCAAGACAACAUCCGUUACCACCAUGGAUUCUAUUACUAAAGCUAUUACUAUCUCAACUUUAACAACAUCUACACGCAAUCAGUACUUCCAUACCGUACCUGAAUUUAUUUAUCAAGUUGCUGUACCUCCAUUAUCUACUAUCUCCACUACUUUUGCUACAUUGGUCACCACUUCUACUUCAAUAACAUAUACCACAACUGUUACCGACACAGCAGGAUCUGUCACUGAAGAGAUUGUAGUUGUUGUUCAAACACCACCAUUAUCUACAUCCUACACAACUAUAACAUAUCCUGUUACUGCUCAACCUCAUCCACAUUCACAGCAACUGUUACCGAUACAGCUGGAUCUAAAACUGAAAAAGUUGUUGUUAUUGUUCUCGCCUCACCUCCAUCCACUUCCUACACCACUAUUACUAGUCGAUUCGCAUUUCCAAAAACAUCUACCUAUACCACCACACUUGUUGACAACAAUGGUUCUUCAUCCCCAGAAGUUGUUGUGGUUGUUGUCACCCCGCCUCCACUCACUAUCCACACCUCUACUACUUCGGACAUCGAGGAACCAACUAAUACUACCUACACUACCACAGUUCUUGAUAUUCAAGGCUCUCCAUCUCCAGAAGUUGUUGUGGUUUAUAUCAACCCAUCUCGAUCUACCUCUUACACCAUUUCUACUGCAGAUGUUACAGAACCAACCACAUCUGCCUACACAACCACCGUCACUAACAGCAACGGCUCCUCUUCUGCCGAAGUUGUUGUGGUCACACCUUCUCCAUCCACCUCCCACACUACAACUACAAGUCUAG